Fundulus heteroclitus (mummichog) is the source of this 2522-nucleotide messenger RNA. RefSeq lists its product as uncharacterized. Gene Ontology annotation, molecular function: ubiquitin-protein transferase activity. Bases 421 to 1650 code for a protein of 409 amino acids. The record is from RefSeq and is a predicted model, not a curated record. NCBI's taxonomy places the organism in Eukaryota, Metazoa, Chordata, Actinopteri, Cyprinodontiformes, Fundulidae. The transcript has 10 exons.
UGGCCGUGAGGUGCAAAACACUUCAACAUUAGCGAAACACCUACAAACUUUGAAACACCUACAAACUUUAAUGAAGCACAAUUACAAAAGCACCGUGACAUUAACGAAACCCCUACAACAUUAACAAAAGUGCUACAACAUUAACGAAAGCACUACAAACUUUAUUGAAGCGCAAUUACAAAAGCACUGUAACAUUGACGAAACCCCUACAACAUUACGAAAGCGCUACAACAUUACAAAACCCCCACAACAUUACGAAAGCGCUACAACAUUAGCAAACCGGAAGAGGUACGUCCCAGUGGGAAACCUAAGACGUCGUUGAUUGGACGACAGCUCGUUUUACUUUUGAACCGGAAGUUAUUCUGGUGUGUGCUUCGUUUGAAUGAAAAGCAAAGCAAGCAGGACAACGGUCACGUCGCUAUGUUUUGCUCAAACUGUGGAAAAGAGCUGGUCGAGCCGUCACCAAACUUUUGCAGCAGUUGUGGCAAGAGGCUUGAAGUUUGUCCGGAGGAUACUCCACAAUGUUCAACACAACAGUCUGUCCCAUCCUGCCCUACACCAGCCCUCAGCACCUUCCUUGAAUACAGAAAAAAGAAAAACGAGGAGCGACAAAAGUAUUCUGUUGGGAGAAAGGGAUUAAAGCAAAAGGACAAACUUAAAGUUCGGAUAAAUAUUGGCUUGAUGACCAUUCAGAAGAAUUGUCUAAAGCCUCAACGUGGAAGAACUAUUACUCUGCUAACAAACCCGGAUGUCUCUCCCACACCUCUGCUCAGUCUUGCAGUUAAAAAAAUGAAGGACUUUAACCAAUAUUUGAAAGAUGGACCUUUCCUCCUUCUGUACCCAGAUGGGACAGAGGUUAUUAAUAUUCCUGGGACACAGACGCCUUUUACCCUUGCAGCCUAUAAGGCUGAACUUGGCAAGCCAUAUCAAAGGAUAUGUCUUUUCCUCUGCUCGAGAAAUGACUUUGAAGAAGUUGGAAAAUUAUCAGACUUGUCUGAUUCUGACCCAGAGAUUGUUUUCACAAAAUCCUCUGACUUUGAUCUGGCUGAUACACUGCCAUGGGAACCUGCGAGUGAAAGCAGUCCUUUACAAAAGGACACAGAAACAGAGGAUGGUGUUGGGGAGCUUGUACUUGGAAAUGAAGUACAACAGGUUAUGGAUGACAACGGCAACAAUCCAGGCACCAGUCAAUGUGUCACUGUCCAGAGCUCCUGUUACAGAGACUACACCAAUCUAUUUGAGCCGAUUGUUAUUGAUGACGAUGAGAUUGAAGAUUUAGCAGAGGACAAAAAGCAGGACCUGCCCCCUGAAGAACAUGUAGAAACAAAUGUGCAGCCACAGGAUAUCAUUGCUGAACUGGCCAUUUAUAUUGACCACACGAAAGUCAGCCGGUUCAAUAUAUGUCGGACUGAUGUGUGGGAUGGGGCUGUUCGGGGCUUUAAGCGUAGCACAUACUCCGACAACAACGACAUGUUCAUCAGAUUUAAUGAUGACGCUGGCUGUUUGGAGGAAGGGUUGGAUGCAGGUGGCCCGAGGCGUGAGUUUCUCACGCUUCUUAUGGCCAUUCUGAGAAAUCGCCCGAUCUUUGAUGGACCCCCCGAAAGCCGUUACAUUGUGUGCAAUUCCAGAGGUGACUCAUUUUUAGGUUAAUGAAGUGGUAGUACUUCUAAAAUGAAAAUUUGUUGAAAUAUCUGCUUAUGUUUCUGUCAUAAACAAUCUAAGAUUUAAUUGCAUACAAUAAUUCUGUGCUCUGUACAACAGCUGCCAGGGAAGAUGAGUUUUUUUUAGCAGGAAAGAUGAUCGCUGUAUCGAUAGUACAUGGGGGACCAGCACCACAUUUCCUUUCAAAGAACGUCGUCAACUACAUGAUAGGGAAUCCCAGUUUCAGCGCCAAUAUUGAAGAUGUUAAAGAUGAGGAAAUAGGGAAAGUUUUAAAACAGGUAGGAACAGACCUAGAUUUAGGGAAUAGAAACAAAAUAAUUACGUUUUCUCAAAGUUUGACAAAUUUUCUUGUUUUGAAAGGUCCAGUUUCAGCCUGUCUCAACAGAUGUGAAAUCACAAAUGCAAAAAAUGUCUGUAAUUUCUGUAUUUUGUAUUCGUAAAAAAAACUUCUCAUAAUAAACUUCUUGUUUUAUAGGUCCUGGAAGCUGAAUCGGAUGAGUCUUUGCAAAAUGUAAUUUUGCAAAACAGCGGGAUGUUCCAAACUGCUGGCUGCUUCAGAGAUGUGAAGACUUCUGAGAAGCAAGCUUUUGUAGAGGAGUAUCUUAGAUGGUACAUCCUUGAGAGAAACCACAGUGCCAUUCAACGAUUCAAAGAUGGACUGGCAAGUCUUGGUUUUUUCGCUGCACUGCAACAGCAUCCCAGUGUCCUGUCCCCAGUCCUGUGUUUCUCUGCCAAGGCCCUGACUGCUUCAGACUUGGAAAACAUGUUCAAACCAGAUCUCAGCCCAGUAGGAAGCAAUAGGCGGCAAAAGGAGGGCAAAACAGUUGUGUUCUGGGCAGAUUAUUUGCUUGAUUGCGAAG